AUGUCUAAGGAAGAUAGCGACCUGAAAGUGAAUGUAGGUAUUACGGAGCGGCAAUCAUUGAAGUUCAAUGCCAAGCUCAUUGCAUACGCACAUAGUAUUUGCGCAUACUCGGCUUUUGCGCUGGCAUUGAUCGUUGGCUGUUUAUUACAUUAUAAAAAAAUUGUUCAAAACUCAUCUUUUGGAUAUCCGGACGAAUGGUUCCCUAGUGUUUCUGCUACCAUUGGAGAUCGGUAUCCAGAGAGAUCAGUUUUCCAAAUAUUGAUAGCAUUGACCUCAGGGCCGAGGUUUUUGCUAUUAUUUUUCAACUUCAUCAGAUUGUAUAGAGAGAGGUCAAUUGUGCCUUUUUUAGCGAUAACAUCUGGUGUGAUAAGGACUUUUACUUGUGGAGGGUGGGUCUACAUUACGUCAACCGAUGAUCAUGACUGGCAUGAUAUAUUUAUGAUUAGCUACAUAGUGUUGACCAUACCUUGGACAAUUUGCAUCACGCUAUUGUCAGACAAGAAUUCAAUUCAAAGAAAAGGCAGAAAAUAUACCUCCUUGGCAUUUUUUGGGAUGCUUUUUCCCUUAGUCUAUUGGUUCAUUCAGCACAAAGUUCAUGUUCGCGCCGGUGCCUAUUCUGUUUAUGCAUACUUUGAGUGGGCACUAAUUAUCUUAGAUAUAGGUUUCGAUUCAUGGUCAAUAAUCGACUUUUCAGAUAUUCAGAUUGCUAUAUCCUAUGACAAAAUUGAGCUUCUCCAUGUUCCAAAAUCACAAAUCGAGCCUUCAAUCAAUAAAAGUGUUGAUACAGAUGAAUUUAGUUUUCUAGAUAUGGUUGCGAACAUAAUUAAUUCAUUUAUGUUUUGGACAAUAUUGUCUUCUUUAUUUCUCUGUGUGUGGUAUUUUCCGUUAUGGCAUAUGGGGCUUUCAGGUUAUGAGGCUGUUGUGACCUCUCAGUUCCUAUCACCACUAAUUUUAUUCAUACCUGGAGUAAGGGCUUUUUUUGGUAAGACAAUAAUUAUUAUACGUGCAGCCACUGUUAUUUUAGGUAUAGGAGCAUAUAAAGCAAGUGAUCCAGAACAUAAACUUAUGGCAAUUUGUGCUGCCAAUUGUUUUUCGGUUAUUUGCCUAGUCACAGAAAUUGCAGCGCAUUCAGGUAAACCUAAGAAACUUAAUUCCUAUUCAAUUUCGUUCAUACUUGGACUAUUUGCGAAUUCCGUUUUCAAGUUUUCCUGCUAUUCAAAUAAUCCAAUCUGGCCGGUAAUGCAUGGACCAAACGAUGGUUUCAAUAAUGUUGGAAUUUUUGUUGGAUUGUGUGGUGCAUUUUUCUCUCCCAAACUUCUGACUAAUUACUUGCUGCGGAGUAAAAGAUCUGGAGGCUCCAUUUUGUUAGCUGCACUUGGUCUCGGUGGAUAUUUCUUCUCUUUGCAUGCUUUAUUGAGCGACUCUUCUACUUUAGUUUUUUGGGUCUGGGAUGGGUAUCCCAUAAAAGGACCAACUCCAUUAACGGGGGCUCUUAUUCAUUUUACGACUGUUGGGCUAGGUAUCUUGUUGUCAAUUAAGCUUCAUCCAAGCACGUUAAGCAGUAAGUUUUAUAAUAUAAUAAUUGGAGGUGGUAGCAUUUUUAUACUUUUCGAACUGAAGGAUUGGUUGGCCUACAUCGGAGCAACUGUAUACUCAUUCUAUUUGGCCUCAUUGUGUCCAAUAAUCUUGCAGUCUGUCAUUGACUACAACCCAGCUUUAAUGUUCUUUUUGGGUUUUCUUUUCAGUAUAAUAAUGUCAUUGGCAAGCGUUUGGACAGUUGCAUACGCAUUUGUUCCUGGAGGAUGGCUAUUAAGGGAAAGAAGUGAUAUUGUGUUCUUUGGUGCGUUAGGUAUGAUUUAUUGCGGUGUAUUGAACUUUGUUUUGAGACAUAGAGGCUCUCACAUUACGAGACUCAAUGACGGUACUCAAGUGGUAUUCAAUCAUGCCUUGAAGAUUUUACUGGUGCUUUUAGCUCUUUCGUUAUCAUCAUUUAUAAAAAGAUACCCUGACUCUAUGCCCAUUCCUUAUAACAGAGAUUCGGGUUCUUUCACCACAGGCAUCUGGUGUGUACACUUUGGUUUGGAUAAUGAUAUGUGGUCAAGCGAGAUUCGAAUGAGAGAUCUAAUACGCGAUGCAGAGGUCGAUAUUAUUGGUCUUCUUGAAACAGAUACUGAAAGAUUAAUAGGAGGCAAUCGCGAUUUUACUCAGCGCAUUGCGGAAGAUUUAGGCAUGUACGUUGAUUAUGGCCCUGGGCCAAAUAAACAUACUUGGGGUGCAGCCCUAUUGUCUAAGUUUCCUAUUAUUAAUUCGACUCAUCAUUUACUUCCAUCACCUGUUGGCGAACUCGCUCCUGCUAUUCAUGCCACUUUGAAUAUCUAUGGAGAACUAAUAGAUGUUGUUGUUUUCCAUUCAGGCCAGGAGGAAGAUGAGGAAGAUCGCCGUCUACAGAGUUUAGCGAUACGUGACAUUAUGGCAGAAUCUGAAAGACCUCUUAUACUUUUGAGCUACCUCGUCACAACCCCCUUAGAAGGUAACUAUAAUACUUACGUUAGUGAAGAAUCAAGAAUGCAUGAUAUAGACAGUUCUGAUUGGGACAGAUGGUGCGAGUAUAUUCUAUUUCGGGACGUCAAAAAGGUGGCAUAUGCUAGAAUCUCAAGAUCAACAAUUACAGAUACAGAGUUACAAAUUGCAAAGUUCAAAUUAUUAACCGAAAAUGAAAGGGAAGAAAUGGACUUCGAUUUAUUGUAUGGCAACCAUCAUGUUCCAGAGGAAGAAAUCUCACCUGACUUAAGAAUGCCUUCCAUGUUCCUUGGUGAUGGGGUUCGUGGCCAUAGAUAUCAUGUUUUUGAUGAGCCUCGUUAUUUUGCUCAAGAAAUGUCUGGUUAG
Molecule: messenger RNA, 2886 nt
Organism: Priceomyces carsonii
Lineage: Eukaryota; Fungi; Ascomycota; Pichiomycetes; Serinales; Debaryomycetaceae
Gene: CWH43
Product: Cwh43p
Exons: 1
Coding region: 1-2886 (961 amino acids)
Biological process (GO): GPI anchor biosynthetic process; fungal-type cell wall organization
Cellular component (GO): endoplasmic reticulum
Source: RefSeq, a predicted model, not a curated record